AUGGCGCAGGAUUACUCGCGCGCCAUCAUCCACUCGCUGUUCUCGCCGAACAAGGAGACGGGCCAGCCAGCCCAAGAGAGCUUCAUUGCGUACGUGCAGACAUCCGAAGACCAGCCAGGCUCGACCCAGCGCAAAUCGCGCUUCCUCAUCCUCUCUGCACUGCGAGACGGACGCUACAAGCUCCACAAGGCGAAGCAGAAUGCGAACGGGUCGUUUUCGAUAGGAAAGACAUGGGCGCUCGAGGACUUGCAGAGAGUCGAGGUUGGCAAGCGUCUCGUGUCGGGUCGGAUGCAGCCCCUCGAGUUCACGCUCGUGAUCAACAGCAAGACGUACAGAUACGACACGGAGCUGCCGUCGUCGCAGCAGGCGAUGUUUCUCGUGACCGUCGUGCGGUGUUGGCGAAGAUACAUGAACGGUCGAGGUCAGCCGGACCUGAUUCUCGUCGGCUUCUCGGUCGACGCGACCAACACCGGCACGGCCCCUCCCGCUUCUUCCUCCGCUGCUCCUCCUCGUCCUCCUCGACCUUCUGUUUCUGCCGCCUCCGGCCAGACCAAUUCCGCUUACGGUUCACAGCGGCCAUCGUACUCUUCUCAAACCGGCCCCGAUCGACCACCUCCCCGCGCUGAGAACGGCCAGCCUCCAAGCGCUUCUGCUCCUCCGACACGCCCAGCCGCAAGUCGAUCAGCUUCGGGAAGCGAGCGAGGAGAACAGGACCCGCACGCGGCUCGUCAGCCUCAAGCAGGUCCGCGACCUUCCAACGCCUCGACGUAUUCGGUCAACGGAAACCGCCCUCCUUCGCCUCGAAGACCGUCAGGUCCUAGCCUCGCCGACUCGACAUCCCGAGCACCGCCAGCUGCACCUCGUCCAGCCGGACCGUCCCUCUCCUCCUCGACGUCGGCCGUCCCGCCGCAUCUUCAACCGCAGAACCAGCAGCGCAAACCAUCCGGCAUUCCUCCUGAUGCUCGACCACCUCCUCCACCUUCAUCCUCCUCCGCGAUGGGCCGAGACGUCUCAGCAGGAAGUGCAGGGAGCGCGAAACGAGAAGUCGUCGGGAUGGGAAUCGACUUUGGCGGGUCGGGCAUGAAUGGCGGAGGCGAGAAGAAGCCGCAGCCGGCGACAAGUCGACCAUCCACUGGUGGGGGAGAACCGAAGUCUCGGCCAGCCACCUCUGGGUCCGCUCAGCCUCCCGCUGCGUCAACGCCUCCGAUCCCGACUCGCAAGGCGACAACCGACGAAGCCCUCGAUUCUCAGACGGUCCUUUCGAACGUCGAAGAGAUGCUCGAAGGCUUCGAGUGGCGAGGAGGUCUUGGCGGGUCCAGUAUGAGCGCCGGCGGCGACGGUUCGAUGGUCGCGGGCGGGAAGAGCCGCAGCAAGGCGGACGAAAUGGAGCGAAGGUUGAUCAGCGAGCUGAAGGCGCUAGAGGCGGCCUCAAUUCACGCCAUCAUGGAGUCGGAUGACCGCGUCGAGGGCGUCGUCAAGCAACUCGACGAUGCACUGGCUGAGCUGGAUAAGCUCGAUCUGAUGGUCGGGUUGUACAAGACUCAGCUGAACCUCAUGACGGACGACAUCGCGCAUAUCGAGUCGCAGAACCGUGGUUUGCAGGUCCAGACCUCGAACCAGCGCGCUCUUCUGUCGGAGAUCGACAAGCUCAUGUCGACUAUCCACAUCCCGGAGAGCGACCUCAGCGCGCUCGUCCAGGAGUCGCUCGAGAGUCAGCAGGGUAUCGAGAAGCUCGAGCGGAGCGCAGUGUCGCUGUACAAGGCGUUGCUCAGUACGCGCGAUACAGCUGUUGGCGACAUGGCCGCCGCCUCCGAACGCGUCGGCGAGUACCGCGCCAAGGCAUCGCAGUUCUCGAAGCGGGUCUUCGACUUCUUGUCCAUCAUGUUCAAGUUCCAGGUCGACCAGGUCCUCAACCCGAAGGACCCGUCAGCACGUCCUGCAAAGGGGACGCUGCCGAGUCACAGCGGACUGGAAGACUUUCUCGGACGGUACUGCGGCUUGAUGCUCUUCAUCAAGGAGAUCGACCAGCAGCGGUAUCAGCAGAUCUGCAGCGCCUAUUUCACCGCCAUGAGCGACUUGUACCGUCGCGAGAUCCAGGACUUGAUGAACCAUCUCCGUGGUCAGGUCAAGAAGGCGACGGACGACGAGUUGGAAGCGAGCUUCACAGGCAAAGACUCGCCUACGCUUCGCCAGCAAUCUAUCAAGCGCGUCGGUACCAUCGCGCGGAGUCCGCUUGAAGGCGGUAAGAAGGAGAAGGACCGGGAUGGCAGGUUCUCGGCGAGCGAGGCUUUCACUCGAGCGCUCCAGCAGAUCACGCCUCAUCUCGGGCGGGAGCAGAACUUCAUCUCCGACUUCCUCCACAUCAAUGCCGUUGAUGCGUCGAUCACCUUUGCCGACUACAUGAUGCUCGAGACCUUCUUCCGACGAGGCGCGUCCAACUACCUCGCUGAGCAAGCGAAGCAGGGCAAGCUCAAGGAUGUCAGGGCGGCAAUGGAGCUCGUCUUCGGCUUCUUCGAGGGCGAGCUGCGAGACUGGAUCGAGGGCGUCCUUCAGAAGGACUCGAUGCAAAUCGUCGGCAUCCUUGCUGUCCUCGACCGGUUCGUCCUGCGAGGGGAGGAGGACCACAACGAAUUCCUUUCGCGGACGCUGCAGAAGCAGUAUCAGCGGUCCCUCGCUGCUCUCGAGCGUUCCUGCAAGGAGCAAAUCCGCAGCAUCGAGCAGACCAAGCUCACCCUCAAGAAGCGGAAGGGCGUCGUGCCCUUCGUUCGCGUGUUUCCGAUGUUCGUCGCCCGCAUCGAGUCGCAGCUGGACGGCGCCGACGACCUCAACAUCCGCAAGAUCGUCAACUCGCAGUACGAGCGGAUCGUCGCGACCAUGUUCGACUGCCUGCAGCAGAUGGCCAAGAUGGACGGGGAAGGCCACGGCUCGGCUGGCGAGGGCAAGGACCAGCUCAACUACCAUGUCAUCCUCAUCGAGAACAUGCAUCACAUCAUCGCCGUCUUUUCGAGCAAGCAGAAGGUCCCAGCUCUCGCGCCUUUCGUCUCGCAGGCCCGCGAGAAGUACGACCAGAACCUGGCAGCUUACAUUCGGCUCAUCCUACGGCGACCGCUCGCACGGCAGCUCGACUUCUUCGCCGGUCUCGAACGACUCCUUCGCACGACCCCGCCGACUGAAGUCUCCCUCCACUCCGCCUACACUCGCUCAGCGCUCCGUCGAGUAACCGCCGACAUUCGCGCUAAGGACCUGCGCAAGGCUAUCGACGCUCUCUACAAGCGCGUUGACAAGCACUUCGGCGUCGACGUCGCCAACCAGGCGGCCGAGCACACGGACGUGCUCAAGACCGUUUGGAAGGCUUGCGAGGACGAGGUGACGAAGACCAUCGCCGAGUGGAAGAGUCUCGUCGCAAAGUGCUACCCGGACGAGAAGGGCGGCGGCAUUGAAGUCGGCCGACAGGAGAUCCACACAUUCUUCUCGAACGCUCACAUCUCAUAG
Rhodotorula toruloides NP11 is the source of this 3492-nucleotide messenger RNA. RefSeq names its product Exocyst complex, component Exoc1. Bases 1 to 3492 code for a protein of 1163 amino acids. The record is from RefSeq and is a predicted model, not a curated record. NCBI's taxonomy places the organism in Eukaryota, Fungi, Basidiomycota, Microbotryomycetes, Sporidiobolales, Sporidiobolaceae. Gene Ontology annotation, biological process: exocytosis; Golgi to plasma membrane transport. The transcript has 18 exons. Gene Ontology annotation, cellular component: plasma membrane; exocyst. Gene Ontology annotation, molecular function: phosphatidylinositol-4,5-bisphosphate binding.